AUGUCUCCCAACACGAAGUUUGGUCUUGCUUCAGGUGUAGACCAAAUCGCUCCGAUACAGUUUCCCAGCAGGCGCAAGUACACUUCUAUCAGCAACGGACAAGGAGGUGUUCUAGAGACUAUGGAAAUGAACCCCUACCUGCCACCGAGGGUCAAACACCAUUCUCCAUGGGAAGAUUAUAGAAAGGAGUUCGGUUGUGAGCUCGCAGGUGACGCUGUGGCGGUUAUCCAUAAACGGGAACCUUCAAAAGUCUUCUUACUGAGGUGCUACCCUCAAAGCAUUGGAGAUCAGAUGUUGCAAUGGUUUACCCAACUUCGACAUCCAAAUAUCAUGUCCGCAAAAGAAUGCUUCUCUGCUGAAAAUUCGUUCUAUGCUCUGUGUGAAGAUCUCCCUCUGACUUUAGAGCAUCUCAUUGUUUGUCGUGCCUACCCCACUGAAGCCCAACUGGCCUUGAUCCUAAAACAGGUAAUUCUCUCCUCUCUCUUCCAGGGCACAAUUAACCAUGAGGAAGAUAUUGGAAGGCCUCUCUUACCUGAUGGCGGAAAACCUGGACCACCAGUCGUUAACUGCCUCCAACAUUCUAAUGGGGCUCGACGGGGUCGUGAAGAUGGGUGGGGAUGUUCAUUAGAAGACAUUCGGUCCCGCAACCAAAACCGCGAUCAACGCGAAACUUUGAACGCUUUGGCGACAGUUACCAUGGAGCUAAUGGAAAAACACACGAGAAAGAGUGAUGCACCCGGUGUGAAUGACCUGGACCGUUGGCCUGCGGACUCGAACGCGGUGAAGUUUCUAGCAACCAUUGAAUCUGCCCGUAAUGUUGAUGAAUUGAGCAAGACCCGUGUGGUUAAGGUCACAGUGCCUACAGAAUCUUUCUUCAACUUCUUCUCUCCACCUAAGCCUCCUGCCGAUGAAGAUGACGCCAUCAGUGAUAUUGAGGAACGACUGGAGCUCGACUACCAAGAUCCUGUUGAACAGUCUUUGGUUCAGUAG
Talaromyces stipitatus ATCC 10500 is the source of this 990-nucleotide messenger RNA. RefSeq lists its product as uncharacterized. The transcript is spliced from 3 exons. The record is from RefSeq and is a predicted model, not a curated record. Gene Ontology annotation, cellular component: nucleus. Gene Ontology annotation, biological process: nucleosome assembly. NCBI's taxonomy places the organism in Eukaryota, Fungi, Ascomycota, Eurotiomycetes, Eurotiales, Trichocomaceae. The coding region runs from base 1 to 990 and encodes 329 amino acids.